UCAUCGCUGGAUCUCCGCCAGCAGCACUGCCUGCGCUGUCUUCCGCCCCCCGCUCGCCGUGGGGGGAAUGAGGGCUGAGACACGGGACGCCGCGCAAUAGGCGAGUAGAAGGACAGCAGAUGCAGCUCGGGGUCCCCGGUGUGCGCCUUUCACCAUGAUGAAGAAGAAGAAAUUCAAGUUUAAAGUGGAUUUCGAUCUGGACGAGCUGUCUUCCGUGCCCUUCGUCAACGGCGUCCUGUUUUGUAAAGUCAGGCUGCUGGAUGGUGGCUUUUCGGAGGAGUCCUCCCGGGAGGUGGUUCAGGCUAACUGCGUGCACUGGAAAAAGACCUUCUCCUUCCUGUGCAAGAUGAGCGCCAGCACUGGCACUGGGGUGCUGGAUCCCUGCAUGUGCCGGGUAUCCGUGCGCAAGGAGCUGAAGGGUGGGAAAACCUAUGCAAAGCUUGGCUUUGUGGACCUUAAUCUGGCUGAGUUUGCCGGCUCAGGGAGCACAACUCGGAGGUGUUUGCUAGAAGGGUACGACACCAAGAACACCCGGCAGGAUAACUCCAUACUCAAGGUGGUGAUCAGCACGCAACUGAAGUCAGGAGAUCCCUGCUUUAAAACGCCCCCCUCCACCGCCACGUAUGUAGGGCUGCAGGGGGACAGCGACCACCUGCACGAGGACAGGAAAGGGGGCGACACUCAAAAGCCUUUCCUGGGGAUAUCAGAGACCCCAGGAAAGUGCACCUCUCUUCCCGACGAACUUGUGGGAUACAGUCACUCCAGAACCUCCAGCUACGCUAGUCAGCAGUCGAAAGUUUCAGGGUACAGCACCGGGCACUCCCGCUCCUCCAGCCUCUCCGACUCCUCCCACCGGAGAAACACCUCGGUAAGCAGCACCUCCACCGGCAUCGGCAGCAUCCCGGAGCCCAGCGAGGACCGCGAGUCCAGAACAGCGCCCUCUAGUGCCACGGGGGCCGCUUGCGCCGCCGUGCUGGAAGACCCUGACAGCCCCAUCCUCUCGUCUAAGAUCCCUGUCAAGCAGGACUCCGUCGAGUCGCAGCUGAAACGCGUGGAUGCCACCAGGGUGGAUGCUGAUGACGUUGUGGAGAAGAUCCUACAGAGUCAGGAUUUCACUCCUGGCUUAUUGGACUCCAGUGCAGAAGAGGAAGGUCUUCGCUUAUUUGUUGGCCCUGGGGGGAGCACAGCCUUCGGUAGCCAUCACCUCCCCACCAGGGUUGGUGCAGGCGCAUAUGAACAGGUGGUCAUAAAGCGCUAGCAGCACAGAACGCCAGAAGGUGGAGGGACAAAAACCUGCACAAACUUCAUCCCAAGAACCACAUUUACCAAAAUACAAAUGAGGUCUGUGCAGCUUCAUGCAGAGAGAGCCUGAGAGUGACAGCGCCAUCUGGUGUCGGAGGAGGGGAGGUCAAUUGAAGUCAGAUAUUUUAAAAAGCUAGGCCAGCUCGCCAGAAGAGCCAGAUUUUUGGAUGUUUGUUAGAGUACAGUGUGAUGCUCUGUGCCAUUCUUACAGUUUCAACGUGAAGUGCGAAACACCCCAAACUCCCCGAAAAUGGACAAAAUUCUGCCCUUUCUUGGUCCCCCGUUUGCACAUCAACAUUUCUGUUGGGUAAACAUUGAUCCGGAGAUCUCCAGAUGCUCUUGUUAUUUCCACCAGUGUCUUGCUGCACAGCAUUUGUGCAACUUCUGAGCAAGUCAGACGACCAGGAGCUUGGCGGUAGAGAGCAGAUCUGACGCAAAACCUUCACCGGGCCCUGAUCCUGCGGGCUGGAACACAACAGACAGUGUUGAUGGGAUGACAGGAAGUCAUAAAUGAAAAUACUUCAGGUUGGUUCUAAGCAAACAGACGCCAAUCCAAGGAGGAUUGUACAGCUAUAGAAGGGUUUUUCUCAGAAUUAAAAGCAAGCUGGGUGGCUGUUCCAUAACCACAUUUUUGCUUGUGAUUCAGGCUUCCCUCCAGUAGCUGCUCUCAUUUCUGUUGAUUAUGGUCGUGCGCCUGUGGUACUAGCAUGUGUGUGUAUGUGUGGUACUAGGUGCUUACUAGCCACUCCUUAAAGUGUAACUGACACGUCCCGUGACCUCGAUAUUCUUGUAAGAGUUCAGUUCAGUUCUGUAUUUCCAACAGGUGUAGGAGCUUUGAGAUUGGCAAACAAAAGGGGUUAUGAGAGCAAUUACACUUCAAAAGCCACAGUGGGCGGGAUUAUGUCAGUGACACUGCUAGAACUCAUUCUCCUGUGGAUCAAAGGAGUGAUUGAAAGUGUACAUGAAUUGCCCCAAGUAUGGAUUUUGAAACAUCAGUAUCCAAAGUUUCUUGAGGCCAUAUCCGAUGAAGUACUGCCUUCCGGAGGAGCCUCUUUCAUCAAUGAGGCUUUAUGAUGGAAUUCUUCUAUUGGCCUGUGGUGCGUCAGCCUCAGUGUGGUGCUCAACCUCAACCGAUUCAUCUCUGCGCACGAGUGAAGCCCCAAGCAAUGCUAACGGGAGGCCAGGCUUCACUGAGAAAAGCAUUUCUUGAGUGAAUCGGUGUCAUAACACAGAGAUAAUGAAAUGUAACCUGACUUUUGUAGUAAAAACUGGAACUGUACAUUAUUGAUUUGCUUAUUUCUAUUUAUUUUAAAAUAGUAAAACACUUAAAAACCAUCAAAUCACCAUUUCUCAACUGCUGGGUUGUGGGACCAUGUUCGAUGGGUUGUGGAUUGCAUGCUUAAUUUUUUUUUCUUUUUCUUUGGUUUGGCAGAUUUAAUUGCCUCAAGCCCCCCUCCCGGUGGGCAAGUUUAACAACCAGCACACGCCCCCCCCCCCCCCAGACAGAAAAUUUUACGGCUUAAAUUUAUAUUGCAUAUUUUGCCGUGGCUUAAUAACCCAGAUCGGUUGCCUCACACUUCUGCGCCUGGGGUUUGAGUUUCUGGUUUUCCCCCGCAGUUCAAAAACAUGCUGGAAAGAAUUGGAGUCCAGUAUGAAAUUCCCCAUUGAUGUGAAUGGUGUGAGUGAAUGGUGUGUAUGACCUGCAAUGGGUUGGCGCCUCAUCCUGGUUUAUUCCCUGCUUCACGUCUGUAGCUUACGGGAUAGGCUCUGGAUCCCCAUGACCCUGCACGGUACAAGCGGGUAUAGAAGAUGGAUGGAUGGAUGGAUGGACAGAUGGACGGACUAAAUAACCAAGGGAGAAUGUGGGUCCUGAGACUAAGCCAAUUGAGAACCACUGCUUUAAAUGAUCAGAACCCCACGUCUCAUGCUUUAUCAGAGAAAGCAUUACCUUGUGAAGUGACUCAUAACACCUGCUUCAUUUUCCAUACACUAAACUUUAACUGCACCAUUAUGAGGCCUCCAGUACAGAUUACAAUGUCGGACCUGGCUUUCUCUGGCCGACGCAUCAUGCUCAAAACUGUACGUUGUUUAUUGCUAUAAGGUGUUGUUCAGUUGACCUGUUCAUCGAUGAGCUGUAUCCUUGACGUCAGAAAUGCCUUUUGAACCACUGUUGGUUUUCUAUUGCACUAUAUAUAAUUAUACAUGUACCGUGUACUGUUCAUUACAAUAAAUAUCAAACAGUUAAUGAGUA
Messenger RNA from Paramormyrops kingsleyae, 3553 nucleotides. RefSeq names its product family with sequence similarity 102 member Bb (gene eeig2b). Lineage: Eukaryota; Metazoa; Chordata; Actinopteri; Osteoglossiformes; Mormyridae. The record is from RefSeq and is a predicted model, not a curated record.